GUUGACACUCUUGCCGGACUCUCCGCACGACGUACUCUUCCGAAUCUACGAUGGCGGACACUCAGAAAGAUGCGCUGUUCAAGUCAGUGCAGAUCGACGCCCUGGUUGCGAUCAAGAUCGCCACUGCGAGCGGAAAGGCGUUCCCCUCGAUCGCGACCGGAAGCAUUGUGGGCAUGGAGAAGAACGGUGUCCUGGAGAUCACAAACUCUUUCCCCUUCCCCGAUGUAUCUCCCGCACAGGCCGACGGACAGAACGAGACGGCCGCCAACCUCGCGGCUGCUGCUCCCCGCGCCAAGCAGAACGUCGCCUACAGCAACGAAAUGAUAAAGUUCCUGCGCGAAGUGAACGUGGAUGCAAACAAUGUGGGCUGGUACACCAGCACCAGCAUGGGCAACUUUGUCAACCUGAACACAAUCGAGAACCAAUACUUCUACCAGGGCCAGCCGAACGAGAGGACUGUCGCCUUGGUCUACGAUGUGAGCAGGAGUUCGCAGGGCACUCUUAACCUCCGCGCAUACAGACUAUCGUCUUCGUUCAUGUCUGCUUACAAGGAGGGCAAGUUCACCACUGAGAGUCUGCAAAAGAGCGGUCUCCGCUACCACGAUAUUCUGGUCGAGCUCCCCGUAACUAUCCACAACUCGCAUCUCCUCACCUCGCUCCUCCACCAGCUGCCUUCGAGUGCGCCAAAGGAGGAGCUCAAGUUCCCGCCCAACCUAGCUGCCCUGCAGCAAGACCCCAACAUCCCCCAGCCACCGCUCUUCCCGAACUACGACUCGCUCGAUCUUUCCAUCGACCCCUUCCUGGAGAAGACGUGCGACCUGCUCCUUGAGAGCAUUGAGAACCACCACACAGAGAUCAACAACUAUCAAUACUACCAGCGAUCCCUUGCGCGUGAGCAGGCUAAGAUUACGGCUUGGCAACAAAAGCGCAAGGCUGAGAACGCUGCGCGCACUGCCUCUAAGCAGGCGCUCCUCCCGGAAGAUGAAUGGCAACGACUGUUCAAGCUGCCCCAGGAGCCGAGCAGAUUGGAGACGCUGCUCAACUCGAGGCAGGUGGAGCAGUACUCGAGGCAGGUGGAUGGAUUCACUGCGGGCGUCACGUCCAAGAUGUUUGCGGUUAAGAGCAAUCUGCUGCCCGGAGAGUAGCGGGUGGCAGUUCUGGUUGUGUUUCAUGAUAAUGCUUCUCUUCGUCACGGCAUGGGCAUGGCGUUGCGGGUUAGCGAUCCCUGCGACGGGACUGGGUUUGAUCUUUUUAGAUGGGAGAAAGCCGGUGGAUACGUGAAGAGACAUGUGUAGCGUUUGCUUGAGAGCGGCGAUGACAAAAGUUGCGAGUGCGGCAUAAGCGUCGAGUCCAACCACGACUCAGCAAAGCGGGUGGAUGCUAUUCUAAGCUUGCGGCACGAGGAUUGCCACAUACAGAGCUGAAUUAGACAAAGACGCAAUCAAGACACCCUCGC
This is a messenger RNA of Exserohilum turcica Et28A, 1456 nucleotides long. RefSeq lists its product as uncharacterized. The record is from RefSeq and is a predicted model, not a curated record. Gene Ontology annotation, molecular function: translation initiation factor activity; protein binding; metallopeptidase activity. Gene Ontology annotation, cellular component: eukaryotic 43S preinitiation complex; cytoplasm; cytosol. Bases 51 to 1145 code for a protein of 364 amino acids. The transcript has 3 exons. NCBI's taxonomy places the organism in Eukaryota, Fungi, Ascomycota, Dothideomycetes, Pleosporales, Pleosporaceae.